AUGGCCUCCGUCUACAAGACAGUCUCCAAAAAGAAGUCCCGCGAACUCGCGAAACAACAAGACCAAGAUGAAGAAGAUGUUAUGAUGGAGGAAAUGCUCAACGAUGCCGACGAUACGAGCGAUAGUGAAGAAGAUGAGGAGGAAAAUACCGCCGAUUCAGCAAAGAAGCAGCUGUCCGCAGGUCUCAUGCCUAAGACCCGUGUGCUUAUGCUCACCUCGCGAGGUGUUACAUCUCGUCACCGACAUCUUCUCUCCGAUAUCACCUCAUUACUCCCUCACAGUCAUAAGGAAAGCAAGCUGGAUUCGAGGAAGAAGGCCGCUGGUUACAACCUACUUCUGAACUCUCUCGCCGACCUACACUCCUGCAACGUGAUUUUCUUCCUCGAAGCCAAGAAGAAUGGACAAGAUUUAUACCUGUGGCUUUCACGGCCGCCGAACGGGCCUACGAUCAAAUUCCAUGUCAACAACUUGCACACCAUGGCGGAAUUGAAUACUGGAUUUGCUGGUAACUGUCUGAAGGGUGGUCGCGGGAUUGUCGUUUUCGACCAGUCGUUUGACGAGCAAGGCCCCGUCAUGAGCCAGCCUGGAAACGAGUACCGGGGACUGAUCAGGGAGAUGCUCCGUGGUGUCUUCUGUGUACCAAAGCGUGGUGUCAAGGGAAUGAAGCCUUUCAUCGACCGUGUCAUUGGAAUCUAUGGUGUCGAUGGCAAAAUCUGGAUCCGUGUUUUCGAAAUCAGAGAGUCGGAAGGCGGAGGCAAGAAGAAGGAUGGUGAGGAAGAAGCUGAAAAGCCUGUUCACAACCCCAAAGACGGCCCCGAACUUUCUCUUGUUGAGAUUGGGCCUCGGUUCGUCCUCACGCCCAUUGUUAUCCUGGAAGGUAGCUUCGGUGGCCCUGUUAUCUACGAAAACAAGGAGUACGUGAGCCCGAACCAGGUCCGUCGUGACAUUCGGGUUAGCAAGGCCGCGCGGUAUGCCAAGCGGAGGGAUGUACAAACUGAGCGACUAUCCAAGCGGUCAGACUUGGAGUUGGGACAGGGUGAGCGGAAACCGGGCGCUCUGGACACCCGGGUGCUUUUCGGAUAA
Messenger RNA from Aspergillus puulaauensis, 1083 nucleotides. RefSeq names its product ribosome biogenesis protein BRX1 (gene BRX1). Gene Ontology annotation, biological process: rRNA processing; ribosomal large subunit assembly. Gene Ontology annotation, molecular function: rRNA binding. The record is from RefSeq and is a predicted model, not a curated record. Gene Ontology annotation, cellular component: nucleolus. Bases 1 to 1083 code for a protein of 360 amino acids. The transcript is spliced from 2 exons. Lineage: Eukaryota; Fungi; Ascomycota; Eurotiomycetes; Eurotiales; Aspergillaceae.